Messenger RNA from Rattus norvegicus (Norway rat), 2440 nucleotides. It is a transcript of the gene P3h4, whose product is annotated as prolyl 3-hydroxylase family member 4. The transcript has 8 exons. The record is from RefSeq and is marked validated. Gene Ontology annotation, cellular component: endoplasmic reticulum; catalytic complex. Bases 27 to 1358 code for a protein of 443 amino acids. Gene Ontology annotation, biological process: bone remodeling; collagen biosynthetic process; collagen fibril organization. Lineage: Eukaryota; Metazoa; Chordata; Mammalia; Rodentia; Muridae.
CUUGAGCCUCCGGGCGCGGCGCGGGCAUGGCUCGCGCGGCGUGGGGGCUGCUGUGGCUGCUGCUGGGUAGCGCCGGCGCGCAGUAUGAGAAGUACAGCUUCCGAGGAUUCCCCCCGGAGGACCUGAUGCCUCUGGCCACGGCCUACGGCCACGCUCUGGAGCAGUAUGAAGGGGAGAGCUGGCGCGAGAGCGCGCGCUACCUGGAGGCGGCGCUGCGGCUGCAUCGGCUGCUGCGCGACAGUGAGGCCUUCUGCCACGCCAACUGCAGCGGCCCCGCCACCUCGCAGCCCCGGCCCGCUCCCGGCCCCGACGGCGACAACGAGGGUGAUGGCGAGGAUUGGGCGCGCGAGCUGCGGCUCUUCGGCCACGUCCUGGAGCGUGCCGCCUGUUUGCGGCGCUGCAAGCGGACUCUGCCCGCCUUCCAAGUCCCCUACCCGUCGCGGCAGCUACUGCGCGACUUCCAGAACCGCCUGCCCUACCAGUACCUGCACUACGCGCACUUCAAGGCGAACCGACUAGAGAAGGCGGUGGCUGCAGCCUACACCUUCCUCCAGAGGAACCCCAAGCACGAGCUGACCGCCAAGUAUCUCAACUACUACAGGGGAAUGCUGGAUAUCGGAGAUGAGUCCCUCACUGAUCUGGAGGCCCAGCCCUACGAGGCUGUGUUCCUUCAGGCUGUGAAGCUCUACAACAGCGGGGACUUUCGCAGCAGCACAGAACACAUGGAGCGGGCCUUGGCUGAUUAUAUGACCGUCUUUGCUCGGUGUCUAGCUGGCUGUGAAGGGGCCCACGAGCAGGUAGACUUCAAGGACUUCUACCCAGCCAUAGCAGAUCUCUUUGCAGAAUCCCUGCAGUGCAAGGUGGAUUGUGAAGCCAAUCUCACCCCCAACGUAGGUGGCUUCUUUGUGGACAAGUUCGUGGCCACCAUGUAUCACUACCUGCAGUUUGCCUACUACAAAUUGAACGAUGUGCACCAGGCUGCCCGCAGCGCUGCUAGCUACAUGCUCUUUGACCCCAAGGACAGUGUCAUGCAGCAGAACCUGGUAUAUUACCGCUUCCACCGGGCUCGCUGGGGCCUUGAAGAGGAGGACUUCCAGCCCCGGGAGGAAGCUGUGCUCUACCACAACCAGACCUCUGAACUUCGGGAGUUGCUAGACUUCACACACAUGUACCUUCAGUCAGAUGAUGAGAUGGAACUGGAGGAGACGGAAUCACUUCCGGAGCCUGAAAAACCUCUGUCUGAUGCCGAGUUCGAAGGCGAGGGCGACUAUGAGGAGGGCCUCUAUGCGGACUGGUGGCAGGAGCCGGAUGCCAAGGGUGAUGAGGAUGAGGCUGAGCCAGAGCCUGAACUGGCCUAAGACAGUGACAUGGUGCACUCUUCAAGCUCAGGACACCUGGCUGGGGGCAGGAACUAUUUAUUAAAACUUAAAAUCGGGGUUGGGGAUUUAGCUCAGUGGUAGAGCACUUGCCUAGCAACCACAAGGCCCUGGGUUCGGUCCCUAGCUCCGAAAGAAAAAAAAAAACAAAAAAAAACUUAAAAUCGCCAGGUGUGGUAGCACACACCUUUCACCCUGGCACGCGGGGGAAGCAGAAGCAGGAGGAUCUCUUGACUUCCCGGCCAGACCGGUUUACAGUGAGAACCUGGUCAGUUCGGGCUACACAGCGAGAUCUUGUUUCAAAACAAAAACAACUGCGUGUGGCAUCGCACGCCUUCAAUUCCAGCAGUUGGGAUGCAGGGGCAGGGGGAUCUCUGCGGGUUCCAGGCUAGCCUCAUGUAGUGAGUUCCAGGCCAGUCGAGGCUAUGUUGUAAGAGCCUGUCUCAAAAUAAAACAAAAGGGAAAACCUCAAAAGGGACACGGUUGGCCUAGUUCCCACCCAGACUCUACCUUACCUCUCUCUGUGUGUCCUUGAACCUGCAGACUGGUGGCCAUAUUGCUGGUUGGCAAGUGAGCUAUUGGGGGUCCUAACCCCCCCUUUCUGCUCCUGUGGAACUCCUCAGCUUCCGGCUUGAGUCUCACAGGACCAAGGCCUGUCUGAGCUGCAGAGUGGGUUGUGAAGAACGUCGGGCUUAGAGCUCUGGUGCUCAGUAAAUGUUUAUUGUUGAAUGAAUCAUAACGCCUGAGGCUAGUCGGCAAGACUGAGAUUUGUGGGUGCAGGGCCUUGCCUCACUCUCGCUGCUAAUCUCCCCUUAUCUGUGCAAUGCCAGUUGGUGUACUCUAUGGCCUUGGCAGGUCCUUUACUGGCAUCCAAUUGAGAGCUGCAGAAUCCCUGUUAGCUGGGAGGAACCUCAGACCUACCACCAGGGGGCGUGAAGACACAGUAUUCCAUGAAGAUGGUGGUUUCAGAUUUCUAAUCAGGGAUGUCUGUAUUUUUCUCGUCCCAGGCCACUCUUCUCGGGACUUAGAGGGAUAUGAAGAGGGAAUUAAAGACAUUUACUACA